AUGGAGUCCCUCCGUGAGCGCUCGCCGAGGUUUAAGCGCCCGAACGAUGAAGAUCGCGACGGAGGCGACGAUGAUGUGAUUUCUUUGGAAUUAUUCCAAAGUGUAGAAAUCAAACACUCGAGCGCCGUUUCCUCGUCGCCGGUGACUCUGGACGUCGUCGCGUACGUCGGAGGGUCGUGUUGGACCCUCGAUUGGACUCCGAGCGGGUCCCACGUGGCGUGUGAAGGGAGGGGCGAGAAGCAUCACGCACACGCGCUGAGAGACGUCGGAAAGUGUACAGGCAAAGCGGCGGUGCAAAUUUGGGACGUUUGCGACACAGGGGUGCGGAUGGCGGUUGGAAUGGUGCACGACGGUGGAUGCGCGCAUGAUUUGAAGUGGUCGCCGUUCAGGGGUCGAGAUCGGACGAGGAUAGAGGCUUCAGACGAAGAGUCGCUCGGGACGCUCGCGUGCGCGAGAGGCGACGGACGAGUGGAGACGUGGAACGUCCCGAGACCGAGCACGAGGUCGGGCGAAACAGUGUUCGUAGAGUCAAAAGCGAUGUUCGUCGGUGUGGUGCCCGGGGAUUACGGUGCGCCAUGGCGGUUGGAUUGGAACGACGUCGUUCCGGGACGACUGUGCGCCGGGUGCACGAGUGGACGGGUCGUCGUGUGGGACGUCCCGGACCAUGAGUCUGACGCUUCGCCGACGUAUCCGAAGUUUGUCAUUGCUGCGGCUGCGCACGCCGGACCGUGUCGAGCGGUGCGUUGGCCGAGGUGUGAGAUUCCUGAGGACGAGAACGCAUGCGCAAACAUCUUGGCGUGCGGUUCUGAUUACGCUGCAAAGCCGCAUUUAUUUGAUUUACGAGCACCAUUCGCGCCGAUCGGGGACGUGUGUGAGCGCGGUGCCAAGUGGACGUUAGACAUGGCUUGGUUACCGCGAGGUGGGGUGGUGUUGGGAAUGGAGCACUCAGAUCGGUCGAGUGCGAAGUCUAUACGCGGCGAGACGAAACAAACUGCGGCGAACGUCCGAUCGAGAGCGCUCGUGGUGCAGUUCGACCUCAUUGCCACGGAAGGCGAGGACUCAAAUCCAACGUCGAUGCACCCAGUGCCUGGUCGUGGCACGGUGUGGAGUGUGGACGCUCGUGCGGGAUUCGAUCCCGCGUGCGCCGCCUCUAUGUUCGCAUGCGCCACGUCGAACGGCGUUGUGUGCGUCAAGCCGAUGCGAUACGUCAGCAAACGUCUGCGAGACGUGAAGGCGUUCAAUUUUGACGUAUUUGCGGGUCUUCUCGCGCACGACGUCGAGUCUAAGCGCGCGUGCGAGUCCAACCCAGUGGAACCACCGGAGUGCUUUGAAUUCAUCACGUCCAACGAGCAGGUGCCCGCAGAUGCGGAGUUGUACCCACCUCUAGAAGCGGCAAAGCCGGGAACUCGGGACGCGCCGACGACAGCACAGUACUGCGCGCGGUGGUCGAAGGAUCGAGACGGCGGCUGGUGGCUCGCGAGCGCCGGAGAGGCUGGGUUCUUGCGCUUGCAAAAGUUUGACUCGAAUUGGAUAGAGACGAAAUUAGGCACCUUGGAGCGCGCGCACAGAUCGAGCGGCGAGAAGAGCGGCGCAAAAAGGGCGAAGAAAACGUAG
Molecule: messenger RNA, 1614 nt
Organism: Ostreococcus tauri
Lineage: Eukaryota; Viridiplantae; Chlorophyta; Mamiellophyceae; Mamiellales; Bathycoccaceae
Product: WD40/YVTN repeat-like-containing domain
Exons: 1
Coding region: 1-1614 (537 amino acids)
Biological process (GO): transcription by RNA polymerase III
Cellular component (GO): transcription factor TFIIIC complex
Molecular function (GO): protein binding
Source: RefSeq, a predicted model, not a curated record